Leptidea sinapis is the source of this 2005-nucleotide messenger RNA. RefSeq lists its product as uncharacterized. Lineage: Eukaryota; Metazoa; Arthropoda; Insecta; Lepidoptera; Pieridae. The transcript has 2 exons. Bases 1 to 1116 code for a protein of 371 amino acids. Gene Ontology annotation, molecular function: RNA-DNA hybrid ribonuclease activity; nucleic acid binding. The record is from RefSeq and is a predicted model, not a curated record.
AUGGAUUACGGCACUAUGUUCUUGAUCCCAGGAAAUAAAGCAGGUCUGAAUAAACUGGACAAAAUUCAGGCUAAAUGCUUACGCAUAAUAUUAGGAGCCAUGAAAUCUAGCCCGAUUAAUGCCAUGCAAGUAGAGUGUGUGGAACCUCCCCUUUCACUUCGCCGUCAAUUUCUUUCCAAUAAAUUUUUUCUCAAAUUAUCUGAAUGUUGUGGACAUCCCUUGCUUCCAAAAUUAGACCAACUAUUUGCUUUAUACAAUAAUAAUAAUAUUCCUGAAGACAAAAGACCCUGCAUUCUCCACAGUUACUUAUUAUUCUCUCACCUCUCUUACCCCCUCUUCCAAUAUUCUAAAUUGCCUCUAUUUACUAUGCCUUUUAGUGCACUCACUUUCCAACCAUUUGUAAUUUUAAACUUAGGUAUAGAUAAGUUUUCCAUAGAAGCCAAUAAAACUUUUUCUCAGAUAAUGUACUCUGAUUUUCAAAAUUGGCAUAAAAUCUACACUGAUGCUUCAAAAACAGACAUGAGCCCUGUUGGUGCUGCAGCAUGGAUUCCUUCAACAAGAAUUAUACUCAGUUACAGCUGCCCAUCUAUCACUUCUGUUUUCACUGGGGAAUCAAUUGCCAUUCUUGAAGCAAUUUUAUUUGUUAAGACUCAUGGCAUGAACAAUUCUAUUAUUCUUUCAGACUCCAAAAGUUGCCUUCAAUCAAUACUGUCAAAUCCAUUUAGGUCUAAAAGUAAUUUUCCAAUUAUAUUUAAAAUAAGGGAAUCUUUGAAAGAAUGCUAUGACCUCAAUAUUAACAUCGUUUUAGCAUGGAUUCCAGGUCAUUCAGGCAUUCUUGGUAACGAAAAUGCAGAUGCCUGUGCGAAGACAGCUAUUGCAACAGGUUCCCUCCAAUACUCAAAAAUUUUCUCCCAUGACUUGCGCACCAUCCUGAAACCCAAGUUGCAUGAGAGUUGGUCCAGCAUUUGGCAAGUUUCCAAAAACUCUAAAGGCAAAUUUUAUGGAGAUCUACAACCCGUAAUUCCUCAGAAACCUUGGUUCUCGAAAUUUAAAAUUCCCAACAAGUAUAAGAAAAUAAAACUUGUUUCAAUCUUAAGCACCGAUCAAUACCAUUAAAAUUAGUAAAAGAAUACUCUAAGCUUGGUGGUCUACCUUAACGUGACAUUGGCAAACUUGUGGUAUACCUUCCACAGGAGCCAUAGUAGGAAGAAUAGAAUAGAAUUUAUUUUUAGGUGUCGCUGUGCAACGUAUAGAUCAAAGAAGUUAAUCUUUAAUAACCUCAAAAUGGUACUGUAAACGGCAUUUUGUUUUGCUUUUAUGUCAAUGUAAUUUUGCAGUUAUAAAGCUAUUUAAAUAUGAUUUUUAAAUAUUCGUUUAAUGUAUUUUGGUUUGAUUUGGCCUUGUUACCAAUGCUCUAAAAAAAUAAAAUGUGUCAAAAUGUCAAUAACUGUUACUUGUCAAUUAUUCAUAUAAUAUAAUUAAUAACAAUCAGCAAGAUAUUGUCGCAUAGUAACGCUUCGACAUACUUGAAGAGAGUUACGUUCCGGACGUUUUUUCCCGGUUAGAGUAUCCCUCUGCAUCGUCCCACAAGGAACUAUAACGAAUAAAAACAAAACUAGCGACCUGCGAGAAAGCGAUGGAUUAGAGUCUGUUGGAAAUAAGAAAAAUUAUAAAGAUUAGAAGUGAAACAAUUAGGAAAAACUUGUUGAUACUCUUAAGUACGCUGUAACACAAAAGUUGCAAUGGGCAGGUCAUGUUGCGAGAUUCACGGACAAAAGAUGGAAUGACAAUGGGAAGGACCAUCAGGCAAAAGGAAAACAGGAUGCCUAAAACAGAUGGGUUGAUGAAAUAAUAAAAAAAAACGGUAGGAAAAGAAUGGAGAGACUUUAUCUCUCCAUUCUUUUCCUGAAGAGGGAUACAUGGAGUAACCUGGAGGAGGAGGAGUCAAUGGAGGGACACCCAGAAUCAAUAUACGCGUAGUCUUAAGAUAAUAUGUAUGUGAAAA